Molecule: messenger RNA, 947 nt
Organism: Sinocyclocheilus anshuiensis
Lineage: Eukaryota; Metazoa; Chordata; Actinopteri; Cypriniformes; Cyprinidae
Product: msx2-interacting protein-like
Exons: 1
Source: RefSeq, a predicted model, not a curated record
GAGAGUCAAGAACGACAGAAGCAUAAAGGGGACAAAGAGCCUUCCCCUACUGACCAGGUAACUCGCCUUGAGUCUCAAAAGGGAGAGCGGCUCGAUCAGUGUAAAAGCGAGUUGCUAGACAGAGACGGCAAAGGAAAGGCAAAGAAACAUUUAAAAUCUGACUCUGGUAGUGAUGGCAAAGACUCCCUUGUAGAUUCUGUCAAACUUGAAGCGAGGAAGAGGCGGUUCGGUGAUCCCGGCGGGAAAGCGAUACGACAGAAACGGGGGCGUCUGGAGGAGGAUCCAGGUUCUGGGAUUAGCCAACCUGCUGACUUUGCUACAAGCGCGGGAUUUGCAAAAGAGACAGAUAUUGAUGUAAAAGCAGAGAAAGAGGCUCAAAAAAUAGAACACUCCAAAUCCAGGAUUGGUUCUCAUUAUAGUCAAAGGGAAGAGCUGGAUGGCGCUAUGAGAGGGACGUCUCAGGGCCCAAUGGUAAGGUCAGGUGAAUUGCCUGAGGUGGAUGUUUUGGACUCAAAAUCUCACCCUGGGCCAAGCAUAUCUAGACGAUUUUCAACUGAUGGAACAUCCGAUAAGGACAAUAAAGUAAGGGAUGAACAUCUAGAAAAUAUUGACCUUUCUCAGAGUUACCGCAAACAGAUGGAGCAAAACCGACGGCUACGGCAGCAGCUGCAGCCGCUGGAUAAACCAGGAAAGCCAGAAACUCCUCUAGGUGUAGAUGCAGAAGAUCUUGAGCAUCGAAGCCUGGUGCAUGAGGUCGGCAAGCCUCCGCAGGAUGUUACUGAUAAUUCACCUCCAAGUAAGAUCAAGAAACAAGAGUCCUUCGAGAUGGAUAUGAAUGCUAAGAGAGAAAGGAUUUACCGAACGGUCCGGCAAAAGAGUGAAGACCUUGAGUGGAAUAACACAAACUCUCCAAGGUUUCAGCAUGCCCCCCAACAAAGAGAGGAAGA